UUCGAGGUAAUCUCAUCUUUCACUUUUUGUUCGGCUUACUUUGCUCCAGUAAUCUCUCUCAGGAGAUCAAUGCUGUUGUAAUCAAAUCUCAAAUCCACAAACCAAACCCUGGAAAAAUUCCCCAAAUUCAUUUUCAAUCAAAUUCCCCCAAAAAUGGCAGAAUCAAUUGAGACACAACUCUCAGAAUUGGGAAUCAAUGGCGAUUUCUUCUCUUCUUCGUGUCCAAAUCUUCAGAAGAAUCUCAGUAUUCUUUCUCCCGAUCAGUUAAAACUGGGGAAAAUGUUGGUGGAGAUGGGACAAACUCAUCUGUUUCAUCAUUGGUCUCAACCUGGUUCCGAUGACGAUCAGGAGAAGAUUUCUUUCUUUGAUCAGGUGAAUAAGCUUGAGACUAGCUACCCUGGUGGAUUGGCUUCGUACAUUCAAAAUGCUAGAAGACUCCUUGCAGAUUCAAAAGAAGGGAAGAAUCCAUUUGAUGGAUUUACUCCUUCUGUUCCAUCUGGAGAAAUUCUUACCUUUGGUGAUGAAAACUUUGUAAACUUUGAGGAGGCUGGUAUCAAGGAAAUACGCAAUGCUGCAUUUGUCCUUGUUGCAGGUGGGCUUGGGGAACGUCUUGGCUACAAUGGAAUUAAGGUAGCUCUUCCUUCAGAGACCACAACUGGGACAUGCUUCCUUCAACACUACAUUGAGUCUAUUCUAGCUUUGCAAGAGGCAAGUUGUAGAUUGGCACAAGGUCAGUCUGAAGUACAGAUUCCUCUGGUCAUUAUGACAUCAGAUGACACAAAUGCACGUACAUUGGAUCUCUUAGAGUCAAAUUCUUUUUUUGGAAUGAAACCGGAUCAAGUGAAGCUGCUUAAGCAGGAGAAAGUGGCUUGCUUAGAUGAUAAUGAUGCCAGGCUUGCAGUGGACCCUGUCAACAAAUACCGGAUUCAGACAAAACCUCAUGGGCACGGGGAUGUUCAUUCACUUCUAUAUUCAAGCGGCCUUCUGAAAACAUGGCAUGAUGCAGGUUUGAAAUGGGUUCUAUUCUUCCAAGAUACCAACGGCCUGCUCUUUAGGGCAAUACCGUCAGCACUUGGGGUUAGUUCCACCAAGGAGUACCAUGUUAAUUCUCUUGCUGUUCCUCGCAAAGCAAAAGAAGCUAUUGGGGGCAUUACCAAACUUACUCAUGCUGAUGGGAGAACAAUGGUGAUUAAUGUUGAAUAUAAUCAACUUGAUCCUCUACUUCGAGCAACUGGUCAUCCUGAAGGAGACGUCAACUCGGAGACAGGCUAUUCUCCAUUUCCUGGAAAUAUUAACCAGUUGAUUUUGAACCUUGGUCCUUACAUUGAAGAGCUCACCAGAACGCAAGGUGCCAUACCGGAGUUUGUAAAUCCUAAAUACAAGGAUUCCAGUAAAACUUCAUUCAAGUCUUCAACUCGAUUGGAGUGUAUGAUGCAAGAUUAUCCGAAGUCACUGUCUCCUUCAGCAAGGGUCGGAUUCACGGUGAUGGAUGCAUGGUUGGCUUAUGCACCUGUCAAGAACAACCCUGAAGAUGCUGCAAAGGUGCCAAAAGGGAACCCAUACCACAGUGCAACUUCCGGAGAAAUGUUUAUCUAUCGAGCCAAUAGCCUAAUUCUUAAAAAGGCUGGUGUCAAAGUAGCAGCUCCUGUAACUGCAACUUUCAAUGGUCAAGAGGUGGAAGUAUGGCCACACAUCACAUGGAAGCCCAAAUGGGCAAUGACUUUUGCUGAGGUAAGAAGCAAAGUUAGUGGGAACUGUUCCAUCUCACAAAACUCUACUAUGGCCAUCAAGGGGCGUAACGUGUUUGUGGAGGAUCUCUCUUUGGAUGGGGCGCUCAUAGUUAAUGCAGUUGAUAGUGCAGAGGUAAAAGUUGUAGGACCUGUUCAUAACAAAGGAUGGCUUUUGGAGCAAGUUGAUCACAAAGACACCUCAAUUCCAGAGGAAAUAAGGAUUAGAGGUUUCCGCUUCAAUAAAGUUGAGCAGCUGGAGCUGAAUUACAACGAGCCAGGAAAAUACAGCAACAGUUCAUGAGAAGGAAGCUUACCCUACAAAACAGAUAGACUACGGCGUGGGCAGAAGUACAAUCUUAGACCAAGGAGGAAGAGGUCAUUCUUUAAUUAACCCCUGUACCUAGAUUUUUGUUUUCUUUAAAUGUAUCGUUCAUUCUCUGAUUUGCAUAAGCAAUAAAUUUGAGGCAACAAUAAGUCGAGGCUUCUAGUAAUUACCCUUUUUAGAAAAAAAAAAUGGGUCUGCAGGAUUCUCCCUUGUGAAUGCCAGAAGUUUGCGGGAAAUUUGCCGUUGAAAGUUUUCUUUUCAUACAAAUAAAAGGUUAAAGCUGCUAUGGGUUUGUAUUUAUCUGAAUACCAGCCGUGGUGCUCCCCAAUUAUUUUGUAGAGUGAGAAACUGUUGACUUGUAGUUAUCAUUUUUGAGCAUUUGCUGACUGUUAGUUCAUGUAAUAUAUACACUUAUACUCAUUCGCAUAAUUAGAAUCUGCAUUAUUACAUACAAUAAUAUCACGUUUGUCUGCA
Messenger RNA from Papaver somniferum (opium poppy), 2529 nucleotides. Its product is annotated as UDP-sugar pyrophosphorylase-like. The coding region runs from base 154 to 2031 and encodes 625 amino acids. Gene Ontology annotation, biological process: UDP-N-acetylglucosamine biosynthetic process. Gene Ontology annotation, molecular function: UDP-N-acetylglucosamine diphosphorylase activity. Lineage: Eukaryota; Viridiplantae; Streptophyta; Magnoliopsida; Ranunculales; Papaveraceae. The record is from RefSeq and is a predicted model, not a curated record. The transcript is spliced from 17 exons.